Lachancea meyersii CBS 8951 is the source of this 393-nucleotide messenger RNA. The record is from the annotation of a GenBank genome assembly. NCBI's taxonomy places the organism in Eukaryota, Fungi, Ascomycota, Saccharomycetes, Saccharomycetales, Saccharomycetaceae.
AUGGCCAGAGCCUCCGUCCUAGCUGAUGCCUUGAACUCCAUCAACAACGCCGAAAAGACCGGCAAGCGUCAAGUCUUGAUCAGACCUUCUUCCAAGGUCAUCAUCAAGUUCUUGCAAGUCAUGCAGAAGCACGGCUACAUCGGCGAAUUCGAAUACAUCGACGACCACAGAUCCGGCAAGAUCGUCGUUCAGUUGAACGGUAGACUGAACAAGUGCGGUGUCAUCUCGCCAAGAUUCAACAUCAAGUUCAACGACAUCGAGAAGUGGACUGAGAACUUGCUUCCAGCCAGACAGUUCGGUUACGUUAUCUUGACCACCUCUGCCGGUAUUAUGGACCACGAGGAGGCCAGAAGAAAGCACGUUGCCGGUAAGAUCUUGGGUUUCGUUUACUAA